Molecule: messenger RNA, 7259 nt
Organism: Mytilus californianus (California mussel)
Lineage: Eukaryota; Metazoa; Mollusca; Bivalvia; Mytilida; Mytilidae
Product: hemicentin-1-like
Exons: 25
Coding region: 144-6206 (2020 amino acids)
Biological process (GO): cell-cell adhesion
Cellular component (GO): cell-cell junction
Molecular function (GO): cell adhesion molecule binding
Source: RefSeq, a predicted model, not a curated record
CUACAGUAAGCAUAAACCAUAGUGCUUACAGUUUAAACGUUAGUAGUCAAAUUACAAUUCCUUGUACUGUAAAAGCCAUUCCCACAGAGACCAAAAUCUACUGGACCGUAACAGUCGGCAGCAACGCAGAAAAGACCAUCUCUAUGACGAAUACACAGAAAUAUCAGGGAUCUUCUAUAAACUCCCCUUCACUGAUCAUUCUCAGUACGAAUCAGAGUGACUCUGGUGUUUAUAGAUGUCAUGCAACAAAUAAUGUUGGUACUGGACACAGUAAUCCGACCACACUUAAUGUUGUGGGAAAUAUACCAACAGUGACUGUUGAACGAACUUAUUACCUUGUUGAAUACGGAAAGUUGGUGCAGCUAGUAUGUAGUGUAAGUGCCGCACCCACCCAUACACAGGUUUACUGGACUAGAAUCCAGAACGGACUGCCAGUGACCAUUUCUAUGACAAACUCAGCUAAAUAUAGCGGUUCUACUGUCAGUAAUCCAUCUCUUACUAUCAAUAACGUUGAUCAAAAUGAUGAAACUUAUUACAUUUGUUAUGCAAAUAAUACAGUGGGAACUGGACAGAGUCCUCAACAGAUCUUUGUAGAUGUAAUGGGAACUGUACCAGAUAUUUCUAUUCAGUCCAAUAGUUACAGCGUACUACUUGGACAGACAGUUACUCUUGUCUGCACAAUAUCCGCUGACCCAAAUGCCACGAGUGUACGGUGGUAUAAAGUUAUAAAUGGAGUUCUAACUUCUCUCUCUAUCAAUGCUAUGAAAUAUAACACACCAACUGUCAGCAGUCCUAAUCUAAUUAUCAACACCGCUGCUCAGAGUGAUGACGGCUACUAUGUCUGUACAGCAACUAACAUUGUCGGAACCGGAACUUCAUCUCAGACUUAUUUGACUGUUACAGGAAAUUUGCCAAUUGUUACUGUAAUUUUACCAAAUUAUAACACUAACAUUGGUGCGACUGUAACUCUUGGUUGUACUGUAGUGGCUACCCCUGCUGCCACCAAUGUAUACUGGCAACGUAUUGUUAACAAUCUACAACAAAGUAUUAAUACAACCUCCUCCAACUCACGAUACAGUGGUUCUACAGUCCUUAAUCCGUCACUGGUCAUCACUAACGCUCAGUCGUUGGAUGAAGGGAACUAUAUAUGUUAUGCUACAAAUAUAAUUGGAACUGGUCACAGCCAACAUACUUAUCUCAAUGUCAUUGGAAAUAUACCCAUAGUGACAACUCAAGAAAGUGUGUAUUCUGUCGACAUCGGAGGUAGCAUCAAUCUUGUGUGUACUGUACAAGCCAACCCUCCUCAUACUGUAGUCACGUGGCAGAAAAUAAAAAAUGGAGGCACAACAACGGUUACAAUAUCUGGGAGAUUUUCCGGUGCUACAGUAAACAGUCCAACCCUUACAAUAUCAAAUGUAACUCUUGGCGAUGAAAGCUACUAUGUAUGUUUUGCAACAAAUAGUGUUGGAAACGGUCAAAGUCCGCAAUGUUAUUUAGAUGUCCUUGGAAGUAUCCCUACAGUAAUUAUAGGGUCGGACUACUACCGAGUAAACUACGAACAAACAGCAACCAUUGAAUGCAAUGUUGUUGCUACACCAACAGAAACCAGUAUAUCGUGGCAGAAAAUACAAAAUACUAUACCAUCAACAGUACUUAUAUCAGGGCGAUACCAGGGUGGUAGCGUGUCUUCCCCUAAUUUGGUUAUCACUGAUGUUGACAAUACGGACGAGGCAUUCUACAUAUGUUUUGCUACUAAUAGUUUAGGAACUGGACAAAGUUCUCAGACCUACCUUGAUGUACAGGGAGAUGCUCCUUCCGUACAGAUAUUAUCCAACUAUUAUUCAGUGGAAAUUGCUAUGUCUGUCACGCUCCAGUGCACUGUGACAGCUAAUCCAGCUCAUACAAACGUGACAUGGAAUAAGACAGUUAAUGGACAGCAAACUAAUAUUGGAUCAAACAGUAGAUAUACAGGGGGAAGUACUGUUACACCUUCGUUAACCAUUUCUGACGCUGUUGACUCCGAUAAAGGAUUUUACAUUUGUACCGCAGUAAAUGUAGUUGGAGAAGGUCAAAGUUCACAGACGUAUUUAGACGUUAUAGGAGGUAUAUUAACAGUCACUGUACCACAGGUAUCAUAUAGCGUGAAUUAUGGCCAGUCAGUACAAUUGAUAUGUACAGUUACCGGAACUCCUGCAGUACAAAAUGUGUACUGGCAAAAGAUCACAAAUGGCGUUCAGAGUUAUAUCAAUUCUACCACUAACGCAAACAAAUAUUCUGGAUCCACAAUAGGAACCCCGUCUCUGACAAUUCUGAAUGCUGACAGUGAUGACGUAGGAUCGUACACAUGUUACGCUUCAAACUCUGUCGGAACUGGACAGAGUCAACAAACUCAGCUUUCUGUAGUUGGCAAUGUACCCUCAGUAAAUGUUGGACAACGAUAUAAAAUUGAGAUUGGAAAUUCUAUUAAUUUGACGUGUAUUAUAUUUUCCACCCCAUCAGCCUCCAGCGUUCAAUGGAAUAGAAUUAUAAACAAUGUACCUUUUGCUAUAAACGUUCCAACAAAUCCAACUAAAUAUUCUGGUGCUACUAUAACUACACCAUCUUUGACAAUUUAUAACUGUGAUACGGGAGAUGAAGGAUACUAUACUUGUCAAGCAACAAAUGCCGUCGGAACAGGAACUAGUACCCAGACCUUCCUUAAUGUUCAAGGCACAUUACCAGUGGUAACCAUUGCCCAAUCACAGUAUUAUGCUACUGUAGGUUCUUCCGUUACCAUGGGCUGUACCGUAUCAGCCAAUCCUGUUUAUACCUUAGUUUCUUGGCAAAAAGUUCUAAAUGGAGUAGCAGCAAAUAUCAAUCUCUCUCAGACGAGUAAAUACUCAGGAUCUGUUAUCACAUCACCAUCUUUGACUAUUAUCAACGUUGUCACUGCUGACCAAGGAUAUUACACAUGUAGUGCACAGAAUAGUGUCGGAACAGGUACCAGUUCACAGACAUACCUGGGAAUAUUAGGAAGCGUUCCUGUAGUAACCGUACAAUCCACCAAUUAUUCUGUCAAUGUCGGUUAUUCCAUCACAUUAAAUUGUAGUGUGAAUGCCAAUCCAACAGCGAUAAGUGUCACAUGGAAGCGUUACAUCAAUAAUAUAGCAAUGCAUAUUGACAUGUCUAACGGUCGUUACGGCGGAAGUUCAGUGGGUUCACCGUCAUUGGUCAUAAGUAAUACUGUUAUGUCAGACGAGGGGUUCUAUAUAUGUACAGCUACUAAUGAUGUUGGAUCUUUUGAGAGUCGACCAAUAUUCUUGGAUGUUAUUGGAAGUGUUCCAAAUGUCACUGUUCCACAACCUAGAUACACAGUCAACAGAGGAUCAGCUGUUACAUUACAAUGUAUCUAUAUAGCUAAUCCAGCAGCUGUCAGUGUUAUAUGGGAAAAGACUUUAGCCAACCAGGUCACAAUAAUAUCUACAGCUAUCAGUAAAUAUGAUGGUUCCACCACAGAGUCACCAUCUUUGAUAAUAAAUACCGCGGAAGAAUCCGACGAGGCCAAUUAUGUUUGUAAAGUAACCAACAGCGUAGGGACUGGAAUCAGCUCUUCUACAUUUCUUGAUGUUUUAGGCAAUAUACCUGUUGUUACAACGCCUACAUCAGCAUAUACAGUAACUAUUGGUGAUUCUGUUACCAUGACAUGUUCCGUGACAGCUAAUCCACAACACACCACCGUUUACUGGCAAUAUAUAUCUGGUGGUUUAUCAACCAAUGUAAACAUUGGAGGAAGAUUCAGUGGCUCAUCUGUGAACUCACCAUCCCUAACAAUAUCAAAUGUACAGUUAUCAAAUCAGGGAACAUAUGUUUGCUAUGCUACCAACAGUGUAGGAACAGGAAGGGGUGCAAAUGUUAUACUGCUUGUUAUUGGCAAUGUUCCUAGUGUAAGUCUUACACGGACAUUUUUUACUGGUAAUUAUGGUGAAACAAUUAUACUUGGUUGUACUGUUUCUGCUUAUCCUAAUGUUACCUCUGUUUACUGGCAUAAAGUUUCGGGAAGUACAACUUCUACUGUAGAGAUGUCUAACUCUAGAUAUACUGGAUCAUCUGUCAGUAUACCAUCCAUAACCGUAACUAAUCUCAAUAGUAACGAUGCUGGAAAUUAUACAUGUCUAGCAGCUAAUUCUGUUGGAACUGGUCAGAGUAGACAAGGAACUUUAACAGUUAUUGGAAACCUCCCUGUAGUAACAGUACGUCAAUCAACUUACUCGACAAAGAUUGGAAAUACCAUAACACUAGUUUGUGAAGUGUUGGCAAACCCUGCUCACACCGCUGUUUACUGGACACGACAAAGCAUCAAUAACAUUUCAGAAACGCUAAACCCUGCUUCUUCUACUAAAUUUUCUGGAUCAACUACACAGUCACCGUCACUGACUAUCAAUAAUGUAGUGUUAUCUGAUGAAGGCAAUUAUACAUGUCAUGCAACUAAUGUGGUUGGUACAGGUCAAAGCUCAAAGGCGUUCUUUGGUGUUGUCGGAAAUUCACCUACAUCCAUUGCUAUCAGACCAAGUGCAAUAUCUGUCAAUGAAGGCCAGACUAUAACAGCUACAUGUACAGCCGAUGGCAGUUUAACAAUAACAUUCACCUGGUUUAAGGGAAAUUCCACUACUCAGUUUUCCAAUGGUUCUAUUCUUCAAAUAAUAUCCGUAAAACGGACGGAUGCUGGAACAUACCAAUGUAGAGCUGCGAACGCCUUUGGAAAUAUAAACGCAACUGUUUCCGUGGACGUUAAACAUGUGCCAGAUGUAGCUAUCGCAAUGCCGUCCCAAGGCGCUAUUGGGCAGGCAAUUACAAUAAAUUGCUCUUACGUUUCUAACCCUGGAGCGACCGAUAUUACAUGGAGUAAAGAAAAUCAAGGCAUUACUGUUGAUGGUAACAAAUACGUAGGGGGUAAUCUUUACCUUACAAUCACUAAUCUAACUGCAUCUGAUGAGGGUUCAUACAAAUGUUCAGUAGUGAACUCCGUGGGACAAGGAGAUUCACCAUAUGUCACUCUUUUGGUUAAUACAUCAGCUGCACCAUCAAUCAUUAGAAUAGUACCAGCAGGUAUUGUAGUACGAGAAGGUCAAGGUUUCACCCUUACUUGUGAGGCUGAUGGUGAUCCUGCCCCAAACUACCGAUGGUAUCAAAAUGACAAGAUUGUACGUGAAGGAGCUGUCUAUGCCAUUUCUAUUGCCAAUUGGAUUGAACACGAUGGUUUAAUUCUGUGUGAGGCUUUCAAUACUUUCGGGAGACAGCAGGCAAAUGAAGAUGUUGAUGUUCAACAUAGACCAGUGAGUAAUGUUACACAGAUAAGUAUUACACAAACUGGCGUUAAUAUUGCCCGUCUUAGCUGUGACACACGUGCCAACCCAUCGGCUACUGCAUGGCAAUGGUUUAAUAACGGUGAUACCAUGCAAGAAACCAGCAAGGUGAUAUUUGUUGCUAUGGAUGUCACUAAUGCAGCUAGAACGUAUACCUGUAAAGCUACAAACGUUAUAGGAAUAUCCCCUGAAAUUAACUUCAAUAUUCCUUUAGUAACGACGACCGUUCCCGAUCCUACAAAUACACUGGAGGAUGGUGAAGUAGUGGCAAUCAUCCUAGCAUGUGUCUUUGUGGUACUGUUAGUGGUCGGAGGCAUUGUGUGCUGCUAUUGUCAAGAUAAAUGUGCUUCUUUAUGUGGUGGUAAGAAAGAAAGAAUUAGUCCACAACCAGAACCUAAAAGAGUUGAAAUACCUGUGUACUAUGAAGAACCGGAUGAAUCGGUUAUUUCACUACGAAAAUUAGAAAUACCAACAUUCAAGAAGGAUACAGAACAACCAACUAGAACAACAGAUUCCAAGAAACACAAAAAGAACAGACGAACAAAACAUCGCAAGAAUAGUAAUAAGUACAGUCGAUACUCUGACACGUCUUAUGACUUUGACAUUAACAAGUUUGAGGUCCUUCAGCCUGAAGAUUUCAAACAACCUGAUGAAAGACAACUAGCAAGUGACAACACAUAUUCUGAUAUAACUUGCACAUAUGAUGACGAAGAAGAGCGUAGAAGACGAUGGCUUAGAAAGAAAAAGAAGAACAAGCGUCUUCAAGAUCAGCAGAUGCGUGACAAUGAAUAUAUUUUAGAAAAAGACGAUGUGAGGUAUUACGUUCCUCGGUUAGGUCAAAACAUAGAGAACAUGAAACAUUGAGGGUAUUGAGUGAUCAUGAGCAUGAUAUAAUGACCGGUGAAGAAUUCAUUUUGAACAUGAGAAGUUUGACAUAUAAGAUAUUGUGUGUACUAAUGGAACUGAACAUUUUGAUAAAGCGUUGUUAUAGUAAGCAUGACAUACAAAGUUUGGCAUACCAGUUGUGAAUGAUAUUACAAUUAUUUGUCAUUAGAGUAACAUACUUUUUGACGGAAUAUGAUUGUAUCUACAUAGAGAAAAGUAGGUGUUAAUGUAACAUAAAGGCUUUAGGUUGUAGAGAAAUAUGUUAAAAGUUUUAGAAAAGUAUAUUGUCAGAACUAUCUACUUUGUAUACUUUUAAUGCAAGGAUAUCGAGGCAAUGUUUCAUAGAAAAAAACAAUCAUCAAUAAUAUUUUUCAUAAACUGCAAGGUACUAUAAAUUUCAAGGGACAUUAUCUACCUAAUAUUUAUUUUGUUUAAAACAUUUAUCAAAGUGGAGUUGUGAAAAGGAAACUUGGAUUUCAGCAGUCAAGUUUCUUUCAUUUUGUCAAAAUCUGCGCACAAAGAUUCCUUUCGUUGACUGAUUCUGCACACAUACACCCAUUCAAAUAUUGAUGAUUUACAAUACUUUUAACCUAUGGCAUUAUACGAUUUCACGUGCUUGCCUUUAUAUUUAUGUCCGCAUCAGUUCAUCAACAAUACAAAUGCCUUAGAGAUCAACUAAAUUGUUUACUAUUUGGCGUCUAUUCUAAAAUACUUAUGAAACUGAUACAUUUUAACGAGUCCAUGCAUUGCUAAUUGUUUCUUUAGUACGUUAUGUAAUUUAAAAUAUUUGAUUUUGAGUCGGAAUGGUGAACAUGAAUUUGACAGCUAAUGCCUCUUUAAUCAUAGUUUUUAUUGUCUGUGGAUUUAAUAAUGUGUUGUUUGGUUAUCUUUAGUCUCAUUUUCUAAUUGUGUGUUUCAAUGUUUUAAAACAUUUGUGUAUGUUGUUUCUUUUUGAUUUUAUUUUAACACUUUGCUUAAAUGGUAACUUUUAAAUUCAUGUAACAUAUAUCUGAAUAAAUUUAAUAAGUUUUA